Acanthosepion pharaonis is the source of this 1326-nucleotide messenger RNA. The record is from the annotation of a GenBank genome assembly. NCBI's taxonomy places the organism in Eukaryota, Metazoa, Mollusca, Cephalopoda, Sepiida, Sepiidae.
AUGGGAAGGGCACAUAAAGAUUUAACUUUCUUUUCACCUCUCUCUCUCUCUCUCUCUCUCUCUCUCUCUCUAUCUCUCUCUUUCUACCUCUCUCUCUCUUUCUACCUCUCUUUCCGCCUAUCUCUUUCCGCCUCUCUCUUUCCACCGCGCUCUCCCUUUCCGCCUCUCUCUUCCUGUCGCGCUCUCCCUUUCCGCCUCUCUCUUCCCGUCGAGCUCUCCCUUUCUGACUCUCUCUUUCCACCGAGCUCUCCCUUUCCGCUUCUCUAUUUCAACCGAGCUCUCUCCCUUUCCGUCUCCCACUUUCCACCGCGCUCUCCUUUCCGCCUCUUUCAUUCCACCUCUCUCUUUCCCUUUCCGCUUCUCUAUUUCCACCUCUCUCUCUCCCUUUCUGCCUCUCUCUUUCCACCGCGCUCUCCCUUUCCGACUCUCUCUUUCCACCGAGCUCUCCCUUUCCACCUCUCUCUUUCCAGUUCUCUCUCUCUCCCUUUCUGCCCCUCUCUUUCCACCUCUCUCUCUUUCCGCCUCUCUCUUUUCACCGCACUCUCUCUCUUUCCGCCUCUCUCUUUCUACCUCUCUCUCUUUCUGCCUCUCUCUCUUUUCAACGCUCUCUCUCUCUCUUUCCCUCUCUCUUUUCCACCGCUCUCUCCCUUUCAUCCUUUCACCCUCUCUCUUUCCUCUCUCUUUUCCGCCUCUCUUUUCAACGCUAUCUCUCUCUCUCUCUCUUUUCCGCCCUCUCUUUCAACUCUCUCUUUCUGCCUCUCUCUUUUCACCGCACUCUCUUUCUUUCCGCCUCUCUCUUUCUACCUGUCUCUCUCUUUCUGCCUCUCUCUUUUCAACGCUCUCUCUCUCUUUCCGCCUAUCUCUUUCCACCGCGCUCUCUCCCUUUCCCCCUCUCUCUUUCCACCUCUCUCUCUUUCCGCCUCUCUCUUUUCACCGCACUCUCUCUUUCCGCCUCUCUCUUUCCACCUCUAUCUCUCUUUUUGCCUCUCUCUUUUCAACGCUCCCUCUCUCUCUCUCUUUCCGCCUCUCUCUUUCAACCUCUCUGUGAUUGAAAAACGCCUUCUCAAAUUCUUCUUCUUCUUCUUCUUCUUCUUCUUUCUUCUUCUUUUCGAUAUUUCUGAGAUGAGGUAUUCUAACUAUUUACACUAUUUACAUUGUUCGGACUGUUGUCCUCAUCUUUCUUGCCAUAUUCACGGCGUUUCGACCGUUGUACACUCCCUCCUUCUUCAGUUCGUGUUCUUCUUUGCUUUCUUCUUCUUUCAUCACUUUUUUCCAAUUUCUUCUUCUUCUUCUUCUUCUUCUUCUUCUUCUUCUUCUUCUUCUUAA